This is a messenger RNA of Closterium sp. Naga37s-1, 974 nucleotides long. NCBI's taxonomy places the organism in Eukaryota, Viridiplantae, Streptophyta, Zygnematophyceae, Desmidiales, Closteriaceae. The record is from the annotation of a GenBank genome assembly.
AUGCGUCUUGCUGGCUCCUCCGCCCCGCAUUCCGCCCCGCGCGCCUGCUUCUUCGUCACCUGUCCCGUACACGCCUUUUCCCAAUCCGUCAAUGUUGACACUCUUCCCCCAAACCCUCUUCCCCCAAACACUCUUCCCCCAAACACUCUUCCCCCAAACCCUCUUCCCCCAAACACUCUUCCCCCAAUCCCUCUUCCCCCAAACACUCUUCCCCCAAACCCUCUUCCCCCAAACACUCUUCCCCCAAACCCUCUUCCCCCAAACACUCUUCCUCCAAACCCUCUUCCCCCAAACACUCUUCCCCCAAACCCUCUUCCCCCAAACCCUCUUCCCCCAAACACUCUUCCCCCAAACACUCUUCCCCCAAACACUCUUCCCCCAAACCCUCUUCCCCCAAACACUCUUCCCCCAAACACUCUUCCCCCAAACACUCUUCCCCCAAACCCUCUUCCCCAAACACUCUUCCCCGAAACACUCUUCCCCCAAACCCUCUUCCCCCAAACACUCUUCCCCCAAACCCUCUUCCCCCAAACACUCUUCCCCCAAACCCUCUUCCCCCAAACACUCUUCCCCCAAACCCUCUUCCCCCGAACACUCUUCCUCCAAACCCUCUUCCCCCAAACACUCUUCCCCCAAACCCUCUUCCCCCAAACCCUCUUCCCCCAAACCCUCUUCCCUCAAACACUCUUCCCCCAAACACUCUUCCCCCAAACCCUCUUCCCCCAAACCCUCUUCCCCCAAACACUCUUCCCCCAAACACUCUUCCCCCAAACACUCUUCCCCCAAACCCACUUCCCCCAAACUCUCUUCCCCCAAACCCUCUUCCCCCAAACACUCUUCCCCCAAACCCUCUUCCCCCAAACCCUCUUCUCCCAAACCCUCUCCCCUCAAACACUCUAUCCCCAAACCUUUUUCCCAAACCCUCUCUCCAAUUUUCUGAUGCAGGUCGCAUCAGGGUGGAUGGCACAGCAGAG